UGCACCCGCUGCAUACAACUCUGACAAUGACCUUCGCGACUGGGUGUUUACGUCAGUCCGUCCGCAGAGAUUUCACCAGGAUAUUUUCUUUGUUGCCAGGGGAGAAAAUUCUGCUUGUGGAUCCUCAGCUUCUGAAAGCUCUUGAUCGUGUUGCAAGCAUGUCAACUUUAAGGCAGCUGUCUGUUACUAAAGUUUUUAAGAUUGCUGAAAGCCCUCCUAAAGCGGACUAUGAAAGGAUAGCUUAUAUGAUUCCGUCCGAAUUUGACUCCUGCAUAUCAGUUAUCAAACACUGUGAAGUUGAUCAAUCGAAGGAUAUCAGACGGACAAGAUUGAUAAUAUUUGUUCCUAAAGAGAUUGCUGCAAUGACUUAUCUUUUGGAAUCUCGAGGAUUUCUCGGUCGGAACGUGUGUACCGCUAGUUUAUCACUAAGUUGGAUUCAAUUGGAUACGGAUUUAGUAACUCUAAAUCUGCCUAAUUUAUAUCCAGAUUUUUAUUUAUACAAAGACUACAGCUGGCCUCACUAUAUGGGUAUGGAGUUGGGACGUUUACUUAAGCUGACAAGUGAAAGCGAUCUGGCUCCAAUGGGUUGUCGAGUUCAUGCGCUAGGCGAGGCUUCACACGUUGUUGCCGCUGGUAUUCGUUUAUAUUGUAUUCAAUCAGGUUUAGUCAACAUGGAUAAAAAGCCUUCCAACAAUGCUUACUCACAGUUAAAUGAUCAAAGAAAUGGAUCAGUUCUCGAUGAAAACAACUCAUUACCAAUCUUAGACUCACAGUCUUCAUCGUCAGCAUCAUUGUCGAGUAUAUCCCUUCGCCCACCACCAUUGGUUCUCAUAUUUAGUCGUGAUUUGGAUUAUAUAACUCCUCUUCUAGUCCCAAUGACAUUUGAAGCUUUAAUUCACGAAGUAAUUGGCAUAGAAUUAGGUCAAGUUGAACUACCACUUGAACUAGUCGAUGAAACAACUCCACAGAAGCAGGUUCUCGAUAGUACGAAACAACAAUACUAUAAAGAAAUUAGAGAUGUUCAUAUAUCUCGAGUACACUCUUUACUUUUGGAGUGGCGUGGUAAACUACAAGAUUCUCGUGGAGAUUUAGAAAUGCAGUUGGUCGGUCAUCCUACGGAACAUCAAAACUCACACACUUCUCAUAGUGUCAAUUUUGAAAAUCAUAAUUUACGUAAUAUCAGUACACGUUUAGGACCAUUAUUGGUUAAAAGGCGUGAAUUGUCAUUUUUACUAGCCUGUUUGGAACAAAUACUGAAUACAAUGACACGUAAAGAACGUGUAGAAGAUUUGCGUUCUGCACAGACAUUGUUAUUACAAUCUGGAAGUGGUGGAACUCUGGCAAUGGCUGAAAGUGGAAUUCCACCUACUGAUGAUGAUAACUCUAAUGUUGAUCGUAAGAGGAAAACAACUCCAGUUUCAGCUGGUGGCGCCUGUGGUAAUUUAGCUGACGACAUUAAUUCUAUGCCUAUGCGCUUGUCUAUGGAAUGGUUGACCACUCACCAUGGUGAUCAUUUGAUUGAUGGUCUCCGCCUGGCGGCAUUGAACUGUGUUUUACAUGAUGGUCUCAGUGAAGAAUUGUACGAUAUGAUGUAUCGCGCUGUAAUGCAUGCUGCCGGUCAAAUUACUUUUCCAAUGCUUGAAGCAUUAUGCUCUCUUGGUUUAAUGUGUCCUCGUUCCAAACUUCCUGAGUCAGUCAUGGCAACUAAUCGUUCAUUUGAAGCAGAGUCGAAUGCAACUAUUAGUCAAGCGAGUGAUUCAACAAAGAGGAGUGGAAAAUCACUACCUCAUGCUGUCUCGAAGCUUAGAUUAUCACAUCGCCAGAAAUCUCGUUAUAAUUAUCUGCACCAUUUAUUACAACUGAGUAAUUGGAAUCAAGCUAACCGACACGUAGAUCGUACAGUUGUCUCACCCACAUACGUGUAUUCAGGUCAACACUGUCCAUUGGUUGUCCGACUCGCAGAGUCUAUUUGGUCAUCUGGUCUCUUGGAUUCUAAAUUUCAGUCCGUUCGAUCAGAUUCUUAUACUUACGACAAGAAGAAUUCAGAUUUUGAGUUGAUUAAUCAAUCACAGUUGACUGAAGCAUUGAAACAUAUGGGUCUCUCAAGUGAAGGUAAUUAUAUUGUAUUAAAAAUUGUUGGUUCGCAUUUAGAUGUUUAGAAUAAAAUGAGUUGAUCGAAGAAGUAAAAUGUUUUCAGGAUUUCAUCAUGUACUGACAUCGGUUAGAAAACCAUUGAAAGACAUAGAAGUACCAGACAUCUGUCUUAUCCUAGUUUAGGAAUCUUCAGCAGUGCUUAUCCACUGGAGUUUGAACCCAGGACCUUGCGGUUACAAGGCGACCUCGUAGGCCAUUAAGCCACUGGGACCCGAUCAAACGGCACAUGGAUUCUGACUUCUAUCAAUUCACGAUAUGGCAUGACCACUAGCGAAUUUUAUUUGUAGCGGGUAUUUGUACUGAUACCUGACUUGCUGUACUCCACUAGUCUUCCCACUACAAACCAGGUUCUAAGUUCCUGAAUAGGGCCAGUCAGUAGUGAGCAUCAGAUUGAUAUUCAGAAGUUGGUUUGCAGCGAUUUGAUUAGUUUCAAGAUUUUAUCAUGAAUUGACAUUGGUUAGAAGAACCACUGGAAAACUGGGGAGUGCUGUACAGAUGUUUCGCCCCAGUUUGAGAUUCUUCCUCGGUUUCAGGAUGUCAUGUGGGUGGGUGCGUACUGUUGAAGAGUCCAACACUGGAACGAAGCAGUUGUCCAGUACUCCCGGGUUUUUCCAAUGGCUCUCUACCGAUGUCAGUUCAUAAUGAAAUCCUGAAACCAAUCAAAUCCCUUCAACCCAAUACCUGACUAAAAAUGUUUUUCCUACUUCUAACCAGUAUCUCAAAAUGGUAAUGUAGUAACAUAAAAAGAUAUUCCAAUUAUAUAGUGUAAAAGGUGUUGAAAUGAUUACUUAACUGAAGAUUAACAGUUAACAUAUGAAGACAUCUAAUACAGUUAUACAGUCAAUUUAUAGAACAUAACCACACGCUAUUAGAUAAUAUAUGGUUUUUAAAACAAUAGAGAUCAAGCAGGAUGUGUGAAUAAAUUAACCUACUUUGUUUGUGCUUAACGAUUAAAUUUAAAAUACUUAGGAACUAAGAAGUUGACUAGCAAUUUUGCUAAGGGCUUAUUCUAGAAGACUGUACAUGCUGCUCAAAUAACUGAUAAAGAUAAAAGAGGCAGUUGUACCUGUUCGCUAAAUUUCGGUUAGUUCUACCGCAUGUUAAAAUCGAACUACUAGAAAACUAGCAGUAAACACACAUGAGAUACGAUGUAUGACUUUCACUGUUCACAUAGUCGCGUUACCCACUCCCGUAUGUUGAGAUUAAUAAUACUCUUUUAAAUAGAAGAUAUAUGAGUUGAGAGCUGUUGAUGAGAAGCCAAUUUUUUAUUGUUUAGUGUGGUUAACAACAUUUCCUACUUUAGAGUAUAUAAAAAUAACUACAUCUGGUUUCUGCUCCUCUAUUUUUUUUAUUUAUUUCAUUUAUGAUAACUCAUACAGUGUUCUGAGACCAGUGUUUAUACACACUAGUUUCGUUAUUUUUUGUGGCUGUUUGUGAGCGAAAAACUCAAUUUGUCUUUUUUGUGAAAUCCUUAUUCUGAUUAACACUUAUUCUAUUCUCGUUUAGUGAGGACCAAUUCCCCAACAACUGAAUGUAUCUUAGCGCCUUUAAUAAUUAACCAAACGUAUUGCGUAACGGCUUGUAAUACCUGUCUUUUUGAUUGUCGUAAAUUGGAGAGGAAUUCAAAGUUAUGAUCCUCUGCGCUGGCAAGUCGAAUGAGCAACACCACCACACAGUCCGGAAAUGAUAUGCAAAUGUAAUGAGCCACAGCAGUCAUUGUGUGUUUAAAAACGUUCUUGAAAACAACACACUGUAUUCAUGAAUGAAGUUUAUCUUGAAUUAAAAACGUGUUACAAGAAUACAGUGGUCCAUUUUUAACGUCUCAAUACUAAAAGCUAAAAUAUCAUAGAUUGAUUACUUUUGACAUCUUUGAGAUCCGGUUUAUUUUGGGUUGAACAAUUAAGUAAACAACUUUCAGAUUAGCUUAUGGGUUGUGAAUAUUCAUCUAAAUAAGAUGGUGUCUAGGCUCUUCAUGAAAUAGUUCCACAUAUUCUAAGGUAGAAAGAAGCGUAUAAAUUAAUGACCAGAUGUACACUUAGUGUUUGCUGAGAUGAAUAUAAAUUUUGAUUUGCGGUUUUAACUGCAUUUCGCUGUUCCACUACAACGCACUUAUUCUGCCUGUACAAUAUGAUUAAAUUAUUAAUUCAUUGACACCUUGUUUAUUCCAGCUAACAGCCUCGUUUCUGUGUACUGUUUUCUCAUAAAUAGUGUCUGCUGUAUAUUUCAUAACUGACAAACUUAUGAGGAUCAAACAUAAUUAGAUCUGUGUGCAAAAUAAUUUUUAAUUUCUUUUAACUUGAAAAUAGUAUUUGCGUAAUUUACCAGUUUACAUGAUUUACUUUGUUGUCUUUCUAAGUUGCUUCAAAUCUAGGUCUUGUGAGUCUUUGUGAUCCGUCACUAACCGCUGCAGGUUAUCAAAAUGAUAUGUUUUCUAAGAAGAAUCGUCCAAACGCUCCAGCACCUCGUCCUUUACCUCUUGUGAGUACUGACCAACCUGUCGUUGUGGCGUUUCCAGGAGGAUGUACAUAUGGUGAAGUCGCGGCCCUGCGGUUUGUCGCUGCACGAAGGAGAUGGAAUCUGCUCAUUGCUACGUCAUGCAUGCUUACAUCUAGAGACUUACUGCAACAGGCUGGUAAAGCAGCAAUGAGUGUAAACUCUACUUAGUUUCAUACUUCUGUUUAUAGACAUUUUAGUAACCACUAUUCCACAUAUCUCUUGCCUCUAAAUUUCCAUCCUCAGGUCCUUCAAGUUUCUUUAAAUAAGAACAUAAUUCCGUUAUCUUACAUCAAUAUAUUUCCUAAAUGAUCCUAGGGAGUAAAAUGUAUUUCAUAUCUUUUAUUUAAAAGGCUGUGUCAUGAAAUUUAUAUUAUUUUUAUUAAUUCUGUGAUUCUUUUUAUGUACUUAGUUAUAUUUCUUGUAGGAUACGGACAUUUUUUGUCAUUAUUCACAGCUAAUCAGCUGAUUUUUCAGUCAACAAAUGCAUUUCUUAAUUUAUAACACUCACGAAAUUUUGUGCCUUUUAUUCGCAUAGUUUCCACUUUCUUUCUUCUUUUGUACUUUGGUGAUUGGUAUCUUUAAUGCCCUACUGCUUUAACAGUAAAUGUUUUAACCACCACAUCCUAUUUUGAUUUAUGUAUAUGGAUAU
This is a messenger RNA of Trichobilharzia regenti, 5299 nucleotides long. Lineage: Eukaryota; Metazoa; Platyhelminthes; Trematoda; Strigeidida; Schistosomatidae. The record is from the annotation of a GenBank genome assembly.